Messenger RNA from Scophthalmus maximus (turbot), 2195 nucleotides. RefSeq names its product zinc finger DHHC-type containing 11 (gene zdhhc11). Gene Ontology annotation, biological process: protein targeting to membrane; peptidyl-L-cysteine S-palmitoylation. Gene Ontology annotation, cellular component: endoplasmic reticulum; Golgi apparatus. The transcript has 11 exons. The record is from RefSeq and is a predicted model, not a curated record. Bases 344 to 1573 code for a protein of 409 amino acids. Gene Ontology annotation, molecular function: protein-cysteine S-palmitoyltransferase activity. Lineage: Eukaryota; Metazoa; Chordata; Actinopteri; Pleuronectiformes; Scophthalmidae.
UGCUCAGUCAGGUCGUGAGGGGCCGUGCAUCUCGAGCGGAGCGGUAGUACGCAUGCGCAGCGGGACGGUUUCCAUAGCGCCGCCGCGACCUGCUGAGUGAGUUGCUUCUUCCAACGUCUCCGUCGGCGAAACAAAUCCGAGGACGCUCAGUGAUUUUAUCCAUCUUUUCGGCUGUUUUUAUUUGUUUGAAACUCCUUGUGCUGCCGUGUGGUGUCUGUCGAUCAUGUAGGCUUUGACCUGUUGAAGCACCUGCCAGAGUCGCAAACUAACCGUGGGAAUAUCAACCUCCGUUUUUAAUCCAACAGGAGCGUUAAAAAAAAAGGAAUUCAUUUCACUGGAAAAGAUGAACUGCUUCAGUGAAAGGUGGAGACGCACAUCUCCCAUGCGGGGCAGCAGCAGAAAUGACCUGGUCCCCCCCAAACCUCCCAGGAAGAACGGGUGGUCGUGGCCCCCUCAGGCCUUCCAAGUGUUCGGCUGGUUGGUGUACGGCUACUUCGCCAUCGUCGACUUUGGCAUCUACAUCCCACUUCUGCCUCUGCCGUGGAACCACGUCCUCUAUUCUCUGACCAGCAUAGCAUUUGUUGUGCACAUCUUCGCCCAUGUUGCUGCUGUUACUAUAGACCCAGCAGAUGCCAGUGUCAGGGCCAAGCAGAGCUACUCCAGUCCAAUGAAAUUUUUUGAUCGGACAAAGCAACCGCAUGUCAUCCAGGACCUGCACUGUUACCUAUGUGAUGUCAAUGUUGGCCCCAAAGUGAAACACUGUGGUGUUUGCAACAAAUGUGUGGAAGGCUUUGAUCACCAUUGCAAAUGGCUGAACACCUGUGUGGGUGGAAGAAACUACUGGUGCUUCUUUGUAGCACUGUCCUCUGCGACAAUGGGCAUGUUCUUGCUCGUCGUUGUCAUCUUGUUCAUCUUUAUUCAGCAUUACCUGGACCCAGCCAGUCUACGAACCGCUCCGCAGUUCAGAGGCAUGCUGGGGAAUGGGACCUGGCUGGCGUUCAUACCAUUAGCACCCAUAAAGACAAGCUCAGCUGGUCUCCUCAUAUUGGCCUUCAUAACAGCCAUGCUGAGCAUUGUCUGCCUGCUGCUGUUCUGUCAUCUGCUGGGUUUUCACUUUUACCUAUUUUAUAAAGGUAUAAGCACAUAUGAUUAUGUUAAGAUGCAGCGCCAAAAAGAAGCUAGAAGCCGAGACGCUGAAGCAGAUGAACCCAAUGAUGCAAAAGCCCACAACAAGGCCCCACAGAACCCAAAACACUCAAUUGACUGUGAGCCGGCAUUAUCACAGAGUUCAAGUACCUGCAAAUUUGACGAUAAAGGCGCACUCAGCGACCAAAUCUCAAGGUCCAUAUGCACAGAGCUGGAAAACUUCAGGAAAUCAGCAAAAAGGGAGAAUAGCUUUCAUUAUGGUACAGGAAAUCCCACAGAGAACACAGCAAAAGAAACGAAUGACGGUAAAAGCCGGAAGCCUAAUGCUGAUGAAGAGGCUCAGAGCCCCAGUGUGACGUCUGUGGACAGUGGUCCGGUGCUGCAGGAUCCUCUGGGCAGCUCAGUCAUGACUCCAGACGAUACGUAGAACUAUCUGCAUCGGGAUUUGCUACAUUUCAGGAAUCAUUUAUGAAGAAACUAUGCAUUGUGAAACUGGACCACAGGACCAUGGACCAAUUGUUAACAUGGACCGAGGACAUCUUGGGCGUCACACUACAGUUUGACACAUGUUAAUUUAUAACUUAAGACUUUUAUUCUAGUAUACCUUUUUUUAAUGCAGUCUGAACAACUGUGGACCCUAUUGUAUUUUGCUGUUUUUUAUCUACACUUUUUUUUACAACAACUGGUUUAUUUAAAGCUUUCACCACAGAGAGCCAAAGUCCAGCUGAACACACAGUCCCUCUCAACUAGCCCGAGUCAGAUAGACACAGUCUUUGUAUUUUGGCAUCUUCCUGAAAAGCUGAAACACCAUACUGGAGUCUACUGGUCAUAUUCUCAGCCAGAUGGGUAACAAGUAGUGUACAACUUGUCAUUUGAUCUGAAGACCAAGGAGAGACACUCAUAUGGCAAAAUACACUGUCUAACUCAAAUGUAGUGAAACUGAUAAUAGCUUGAGGGAAGCAAAUCAGCUCAUGCUGUAUUAUUUAAGUGUUGAUGUCACAAAGCCAUCAGUGUUCCGUGUACAUUUGGUAGUAAAAAAUAUAAAUGCA